UACUAUUAUUUAUUUUAAAAAUUGGAAAAUAAUCUGGCCUUGCUUCCUUACUUCCUUCAUUCGCUUCCCUACUAGACGUAGCCGACGGCUGCCAUUAAAUCACCACCAAGCUCAGUACGCAUCCUACUGAAUCUGGACGCAUUUCUGAAGGCUGAGGCCCAGCCUCGGGUGCUCGUGCUUUGUUCCUUGAAGUUUCUCUAUUUUUGUCCAAAUUCAGUGAAGGAUCGGGGCGGUGUUGCUGCUUAAUUUCGAGCUGGAGUUGUUGUUAUAUAGGAGCGAUGAAAAUUCAGUGCAACGUGUGUGAGGCGGCGGAGGCGAACGUCCUCUGCUGCGCCGACGAGGCGGCGCUGUGUUGGGGGUGCGAUCAGAAAGUGCACGCGGCGAACAAGCUCGCGAGCAAGCACCAGAGGGUUCCGCUGUCGAGCUCGUCUGCACAGAUGCCGAAGUGUGAUAUUUGCCAGGAAACAGUUGGCUAUUUCUUUUGCCUGGAGGACCGAGCGUUACUUUGUAGAAAAUGUGAUGUUGCUAUACACACAGCGAAUUCUCUGGUUUCAGCUCACCAGAGGUUCUUGCUCACCGGCGUUAAAGUAGGCCUUGAAGCUGCAGAGCCUGGUACACCUUCAUCAUCCUCGGGGAAAUUGCAUUCUCAGUCUAAUGAGAAAAAUGUAGGGCCGGACCCUCGCUCUCAGCCGAAGAACGGUUCGGUUUCACAAACUGGUCAAUGUGGUAAAAGUCUCCCUGUUGAAGCUACUGUACCAGGCGAUUAUUCAUCAUCAAAGAUGCCUUUUAAUGGAGGAUCUGUGACCGGAAGCGUUUCACAGUGGCAUCUGGAUGACUUUCUUGCACUUAGUGAUUACAAUCCGAAUUAUAAUUUCAUGGACGGUGGCUCUUCUAAGGCUGACAGCGGGAAGCUCGGAAGUGACUCCGACUUCUCCCCAGUACUCCGGGCAGCUGAUGCAGAAUUAGAUGGCAGCGAUGAGUUUUUGGGGCAGGCCCCGGAUUCAUUCUGGGCAGUACCACAGAUGCCGUCUCCACCAACAGCAUCGGGGCUUCACUGGCCUAGAAGUUACAACGAGAAUAUAUCUUACUCCACGGCAUAUGUGCCUGAUAUAAGUUCCUCUCCCCGGCAGAGCUUCCAAUAUCGUAACUCCAAUGCUCGUUCUUCUAAGCGAAGAAGACAUUCGUGAUGAUUCCCGACUGCCUGAGGGAACUAUCUGUCAGUUUGUGUGAUUUCCAUGCUCUAGAAACUAUCGUCGCAGGAUUGAAAUCGAUCUGACAGGUUGAAAACACCGGCCGAUGAUGGGAUGGGAAAGGCUUAUUUUAGUGGUAGUGUGUGCUUGAUAGUUGAUCCUCCAUAGUUGUGUUAUGGCUACAUUUAUAGGUAAGACUUAAUGUGCAAAAGUGAGAGAGGAUAUUUCUUCUUUAGAGUUUGUGUGUUGUAUUAUGUGGAUGGAAGCAUUCUUUUGAUGCUUUUUUUAUUUAAAUUUUGUUUGGUGUAAUGUUGGGAGAUAGUUUUGAUUAGAGUGUUAGAUUCAUGUCUUUGUAUCUUCAUUCACAUACAUGAUUGUAUGAAUUAAAAAAAUACUAAGAAAAAAAAGGGUCAUUUUGUGUC
Molecule: messenger RNA, 1612 nt
Organism: Andrographis paniculata
Lineage: Eukaryota; Viridiplantae; Streptophyta; Magnoliopsida; Lamiales; Acanthaceae
Product: B-box zinc finger protein 22-like
Exons: 4
Coding region: 279-1187 (302 amino acids)
Biological process (GO): regulation of DNA-templated transcription; photomorphogenesis
Cellular component (GO): nucleus
Molecular function (GO): zinc ion binding
Source: RefSeq, a predicted model, not a curated record